AUGACAGAUAUCCAUAUCCGUAGUGACAGGAAGUUCCACUGGGUGAUUGGAGAUGAUGUGGACACCACGGCCAACACAGGGAAUGAUCACACCAAUGACACCCAACUGCUAUUCUGUCCUAGCUUGUCCUGGAGCAUCACUCUGAUUCUCACACCUCUCCAUCUCCCCUCUGAUUCUCACUCCUCUCCAUCUCUCCAUCUCUGAUUCUCAAUCCUCUCCAUCUCUCUCCCUCCACCUCUCCCCUCUCCUUCUUCCCUUCCACCAUGAGCCUGAGGUCCAAGCAUAUCUCCAGCUCCAGUGGCCACCACAGCAGCCCUCUCCACUCUGCCUGCUGGCCCCUCUCAACUUGGAGAUCGACCCCAACCUGCAGGUCACCCGCAUCCAUGAGAAGGACCAGAUCAAGGGCCUCAACAACCGCUUCGCCUCCUUCAUCGACAAGGUCUGUGUGGUUGUUACUUAAUCAGGAUAGUCCACACAGUAGCAAUAAUUGAACUGUUUUCCAGGGAGUCUUAUGUCUAUAAUGGUUUUCCUCUGUCUGAAUGAGCUACAAAAGGACUGAAAGCCAACUUGGUUUAGCCAUUGAUUGGAAAAAGGCAGAACAAACAGUGAUUGCCAUCUGUUUAUUUUUUCAUUACCACAUUAAAGUAACAGUCUAUGACAAAUCAAAUUCAAAUGUAUUUAAUAAAGCCAUUUUUUACAUCAACAGUUGUCACAAAGAGCUUAUACAGAUACCCAGCCUAAAACCCCAAACAGCAAGCAAUGCAGAUGUGGAAGCACAGUGGCUAGGAAAAACUCCCCAGAAAGGCAGGAACCUAGGAAGAAACCUAGAGAGGAACCAGACUCUGAGGGGUGGCCAGUCCUCUUCUGGCUGUGCCGGGUGGAGAUUAUAAGAGUACAUGGCCAUUAAGGCCAGAUCGUUCUUCAAGAUGUUCAUAGAUGACCAGCAGGGUCAAAGGAUAAUCACAGUGGUUAUAGAGGGUGCAACAGGUCAGCACCUCAGGAGCAAAGAUGAUGAAAGUAAAGGAUUUUUUGAUUGUUUGUUGUUCUGUAUUUCGUUUGACUUUGACUUCGUAUAUCAGUUGGACCCAUGAAAACAAAGUCACCUGCUCUUUCACAGCCGUGGUCAACGAUACACCACUUAGCUUACAUCAUAUCUGACGUUUCUCACGGAAUGGCUAACAGAGUCACAAUAGAGGCUUUGUGCCUGUUCUACUCUACGGAUCACCAGGCUAGUGCACAGCCCUAAGCUUCCUGCAAUAACAAACUCCUAUUCGUCUCAGGAGUUAACCUGAACCCUAGACAUUUUUGAGACAAACCAUGCCCUAUUGGUGCAGGGGAUUUGGGAUGCGAAGCCCAUUUAAAGAUGUCUAAUAACAAGUAAAAUAUAUUUAAAGCACCAUCCCAUGUCCCAUUUCUCUCAGGUCAUUCAGCUCGCUGGUAACCUAAUGAAAACAGGUCAGACGUGGUGUGGUCAUGCAAGACCGGAAAAUUCCCUAGUGUUAAGGGAGGGAGCUUUUGUGUUGAUUGCAGACAAACAAUGGGAAGAAAAUACAGCAGCCUUGGGCAUGAAAUAGAACCUUGGGCAUGAAAUAGAACCUUGAGGAUCUCAGUAGGGCUGACUGACUAGCCAUUACAACCACAAUAACCUCAUUACUGUAGUAUCUACUGUUAUCUACUAUGUAACUACUGUUAUCUAUGGAGUAUCCACUGUUAUCUACUAUGUAACUACUGUUAUCUAUGGAGUAUCCACUGUUAUCUAUGGAGUAUCCACUGUUAUCUACUAUGUAACUACUGUUAUCUACGGAGUAUCCACUGUUAUCUAUGGAGUAUCUACUGUUAUCUAUGGAGUAUCCACUGUUAUCUACGGAGUAUCCACUGUUAUCUAUGGAGUAUCUACUGUUAUCUAUGGAGUAUCUACUGUUAUCUAUGGAGUAUCCACUGUUAUCUACGGAGUAUCCACUGUUAUCUAUGGAGUAUCCACUGUUAUCUAUGGAGUAUCCACUGUUAUCUAUGGAGUAUCCACUGUUAUCUACGGAGUAUCUACUGUUAUAUAUGGAGUAUCUAUUGUUAUCUAUGGAGUAUCUAUUGUUAUAUAUGGAGUAUCUACUGUUAUCUAUGGAGUAUCUACUGUUAUCUAUGGAGUAUCCACUGUUAUCUAUGGAGUAUCUACUGUUAUCUAUGGAGUAUCCACUGUUAUCUAUGGAUUAUCUACUGUUAUCUAUGGAGUAUCCACUGUUAUCUAUGGAGUAUCCACUGUUAUCUACAGAGUAUCCGCUGUUAUCUACAGAGUAUCUACUGUUAUCUAUGGAGUAUCCACUGUUAUCUAUGGAGUAUCCACUGUUAUCUACGGAGUAUCCACUGUUAUCUAUGGAGUAUCUACUGUUAUCUAUGGAGUAUCCACUGUUAUCUAUGGAGUAUCUACUGUUAUCUAUGGAGUAUCCACUGUUAUCUAUGGAGUAUCUACUGUUACAGUGCAUUCGGAAAGUAUUCAGACCCCUUCACUUUUCCCACAUUUUGUUAUCUUACAGCCUUACUCUAAAAUUGAUUAAAUAAAUAAAACCUCUCAUCAAUCUACACACAAUACCCCAUUGUGACAAAGCAAAAACAGGUUUUUAGACAUUUUUACUAAUGUAUUAAAAAUAAAAAACAGAAAUACCUUAUUUACUUAAGUAUUCAGACCCUUUGCUAUGAGACUCGAAAUUGAGCUCAGGUGUGUUCUGUUUCCAUUGAUCAUCCUUGAGAUGUUUCUACAACUUAAUUGAAGUCCACCUGUGGUAAAUUCAAUUGAUUGGACAUGAUUUGGAAAGGCACACACCUGUGUAUAUAAGGUCCCACAGUUGACAGUGCAUGUCAGAGCAAAAACCAAACCAUGAGGUUGAAGGAAUUGUCCGUAGAGCUCCGAGACAGGAUUGUGUCGAGGCACAGAUCUGGGGAAGGGUACCAAAAAACGUCUGCAGCAUUGAAGGUCCCCAAGAACACAGUGGCCUCAGUCAUUCUUAAAUGGAAGAAUUUGGAACCACCAAGACUCUUCCUAGAGCUGGCCGCCCGGCCAAACUGAGCAAUUGGGGGAGAAAGGCCUUGGUCAGGGAGGUGACCAAGAACCGAUGGUCACUCUGACAGCGCUCCAGAGUUCCUCUGUGGAGAUGGGAGAACCUUCCAGAAGACAACCAUCUCUGCAGUACUCCACCAAUCAGGCCUUUAUGGUAGAGUGGCCAGACAGAAGCCACUCCUCAGUAAAAGGCACAUGACAGCCCGCUUGGCAGUUUGCCAAAAGGCACCUAAAGGACUCUCAGACUAUGAGAAAACAAGAUUCUCUCCACAUCUGGAGGAAACCUGGCACCAUCCCUACGGUGAAGCGUGGUGGUGGCAGCAUCAUGCUGUGGGGAUGUUUUUCAGCGGCAGGGACUUGGAGACUAGUCAGAGAAAAUCCACCGUGACCAAAAUGUGGUAUCUUUGAAUCAAAGAGAAAGGCCUCUCUUCAGGGCCACUGAAGACCCUGCAUUACCACGCGCUAUUUCCUCAACUAACUGCUUCUCUUUUCUCCCUGUAGGUGCGUUUCCUGGAGCAACAGAAUAAGAUGUUAGAGACUAAGUCUGACCUGCUGCACGGUAAGCAGACGGGCCGCUCCAACAUCGAGCCGCUGUUCGAGGCCUACAUGGCCAACCUCCGCCGCCAGAUGGACGUGGUCAGCAACAACAAGACCAAGCUGGACGGAGAGCUGAGGAACAUGCAAGGUCUGGUGGAGGACUUCAAACACAAGUAGGAGUCUGUCUGUUCUGUUUCUCUGUCUGUCUAUGUCUGUCUGUCUGUCUGUCUGUCUGUCUGGACGGAGAGCUGAGGAACAUGCAAGGUCUGGUGGAGGACUUCAAACACAAGUAGGAGUCUGUCUGUUCUGUUUCUCUGUCUGUCUGUGUCUGUCUGUCUGUCUGUCUGUCUGGACGGAGAGCUGAGGAACAUGCAAGGUCUGGUGGAGGACUUCAAACACAAGUAGGAGUCUGUAUCUAUCUGUCUAUCUAUCUGUAUGUCUAUCUAUCUGUCUGUCUGUCUGUCAGUCUGUUUAUCUCUCUCUGUCUGGACUGAGAGCUGAGGAACAUGCAGUUUGUGGUGGAAGACUUCAAACACAAGUAGGAGCACCUCUAGUUAUUUUACCAGGAACGUUGGUUGAGUUCUAUUCGUUCUCUUUUUAUCUGGCAAUGACCUGGGGAAGAGUUGCCAGCGAGAGGGGUUUAGUCUGCAGUUUCAUGGAGAAACUCCUGGCCCGGAUUAUGACUCAUUUAUUAUCUGGUGUCAUUUUAACACUGACUAAUAACAAAGUGUGACAGAAGAUGAUCAAAGCCAGAACCUUUCUGACCACAGCCAGUCCCGUGUCGUUCUGGUCUUACCUAGACACCAAGAUGAGAUCAACAAGAGACACAAUAUGGAGAACCAAUUUGUAAAUCUGAAAAAGGUGAGAACAUCACAUUUCUCCAGUGACACCUGAAUUGUGUUUUAAUGGUGCAGUCUCUGAAGUAUAACAUUGAUGCCUUUGGACUCCUUUAUGGACACAAUAUCAUUCUAUGACAUCAACUCGAUGUUGUAUUCAGCGAUACAGUGCUGCACCAUGAGAGUGAGGUUAAGUUAGACAAACACUGCAGAUGAAAGGGCACAGAGAGACAGAGACAACAAUAUGACCAAACCUGCCCCACCUUCUGCGAGAUGAAAAAAACAUAAGCUCAUAGGUAUCAUAUCACCACUGAAAAACGAAAGAACUGGACAUGGGGUGUGUCGGGGGGGUCAAAGAACAUGUCAAACCACCAUGUAAAACGGGUGUGUCGGGGGGUCAGAGAACAUGUCAAACCACCAUGUCAAAACCAAUUUCAGCCUAACUAGUUGCCUUGCAAUGAAACAAUCAGUCUUCGAUAAAUUGCGACUGGUAUGUUUGGACAAGGUACUUGGUGGCCUACUGUUCUUUCAAGGUAUUAGGUUUACAAACAGUAGUAGUAUGUUGUCCUAUCAGGAUGUGGACUCAGCAGACCUGGUGAAAGCAGACCCGGGAGACAAGGUGGGAGCGCUGACUGAUGAGAUCAACUUCCUCAGGUCCAUCUAUGAGGAGGUAAGGUCAUUACUGUAUUACCAAGAAACUACAAUCCACAAAUGUGGUCCUUUAUGGCUCAGGCAGUUGGUGAGAGUGAGUGGCUAUCAAUGCCAAGGUUGUGGGUUCAAAUCCUGCAAUGAUCAUAUGCAAAAAAUGUAGGAACUCUCGUUACUGUAAGAUCCUUUGGAGUGUUAGAAUGUUUGUUUACCUACCCAAAUGUUAGUUCACCUCUCCAUACAUCCAGGAGCUGCGUGAGCUGCAGGUCAGUAUCAGGGACACCUCUGUCGUGGUGCAGAUGGACAACAGUCGCGACCUCAACAUGGACCAGAUAGUGGCUGACGUCAAAGCUCAGUACGAGGACAUCGCUGUUAAGAGCCGAGAGGAGGCUGAGAUGUGGUACAAGUCCAAGGUGAACAACAGUUGGCUAUUCUAGGAUUGAAGUGGUUAAGAGGAAUUUUGUUUCACUACAUGGAAAUCAAUUCCCAUUACACACAUACUGAACCGAGCUGUCCUGCUCUGGCCUGGUUACACAUCCAUCCAUAGCAGCUGGAACCAUGUUUGAAGGACAAUGGGAAAGGAAAAGAUCAGAGUCUAAAAUGUGUGGUUUGGCAGAUAGUGCGAAGAAGAUGCAAGAGAACUAGGCCUCUCAGAGUAGGAGUGCUGAUCUAGGAUCAGUUUAUCCUUUUAGAUCAUAGUGAAUAACAUUAUUUGGACCUGAUCCUAGACCCGCAGUCCAACUCUGAGAUACUUUGUGGAUACGGGCCCUGAUUUUCGGGGCCUUCAAGUAAUGCAAGUUGUGUUUUGAUCUCAUUUGGAUCAGAUGGCCAUCCAGGCCACCCAGUGUGGAAACGAGCUGAGGAACACCAAGGGAAAGAUAGCAGAAAUCAACCGCUUGAUCGGCCGUCUGCAGAGUGAGAUGGAGGCUGUCAAACAACAGGUAGUUCACUUAUUAUAUAAUGCUAUAUGGUUUAACUGCUUUGAGGCACAGUAAUUUCAAACAAAAACAUGUAUGCAGUACAUACCCUGCCAGAUGGGAUCUACUUUAUCGGAUAUAAGAUUCAGCAGCCACUAAGGCUGUAAGUGCCACUUGGUGUGUAAGUCGCUCUGGAUAAGAGCGUCUGCUAAAUGACUAAAAUGUAAAUGUAAAUGUAAGCAAGAAAGUAAUGCCAUGGAGUUGAUGCAACCUUAACCCUGGUGUUGAUGUCCCUAAUGUCCCGUAGAGUGUCAACCUGGAUAACCAGAUCGCUGAUGCUGAGGGCCGCGGGGAGCUGGCUGUGAAGGAGGUUAAAUCCAAGAUCAGAGAUCUGGAGGAUGCUCUGCAGAGGGCCAAGCAGGACAUGGUCAGGCAGCUCAGAGAGUACCAGGACCUGAUGAACCUCAAGCUGGCCCUGGACAUAGAGAUAGCCACCUACAGGAAACUACUGGAGGGAGAGGAGGACAGGUAUGGAGGGAGAGGAGGACAGGUAUGGAGGGAGAGGAGGACAGGUAUGGAGGGAGAGGAGGACAGUUAUGGAGGGAGAGGAGGACAGUUAUGGCAGUAUGGAGGGAGAGGAGGACAGGUAUGGAGGGAGAGGAGGAGGUAUGGAGGGAGACGAGGACAUGUAUGGAGGUAUGUAGGGAGAGGAGGACAGGUAUGGAGGGAGAGGAGGACAGGUAUGGAGGGAGAGGAGGACAGGUAUGGGGAGAGAGGAGGACAGGUAUGGAGGGAGAGGAGGACAGGUAUGGAGGGAGAGGAGGAGGUAUGGAGGGAGAGGAGGACAGGUAUGGAUGUAUGGAGGGAGAGGAGGACAGGUAUGGAGGGAGAGGAGGACAGGUAUGGAGGGAGAGGAGGACAGGUAUGGAGGGAGAGGAGGACAGGUAUGGGGAGAGAGGAGGACAGGUAUGGAGGGAGAGGAGGACAGUUAUGGCGGUAUGGAGGGAGAGGAGGACAGGUAUGGAGGGAGAGGAGGACAGGUAUGGAGGGAGAGGAGGACAGGUAUGGAGGGAGAGGAGGACAGGUAUGGAGGGAGAGGAGGACAGGUACGGAGGGAGAGGAGGACAGGUAUGGAGGUAUGGAGGGAGAGGAGGACAAACCCCUUGAGUUUUUCCAUGUUUUGUUACGUUACAGCCUUAUUCUAAAAUUGAUUAAAUAAAUAACAAUUAUCAUCAAUCAACACACAAUACCGACAAAGUGAAAACAAGUUUUUAGAUUUUUUUGCAAAUGUAUUAAAAAUAAAAAACUGAAAUACCAUAUAUUCAGACCCUUUGCUAUGAGACUCGAAAUUGAGCUCAGGUGCGUUCUGUUUCCAUUGAUCAUCCUUGAGAUGUUUCUAUAACUUAAUUGGAGUCCACCUGUGGUAAAUUCAAUUGAUUGGACAUGAUUUGGAAAGGCACACACCUGUGUAUAUAAUGUCCAUAGAGCUCCGAUACAGGAUUGUCGAGGUACAGAUCAGGGGAAGGGUACCAAAAAAUGUCUGCAGCAUUGAAGGUCCCCGAGAACACAGUGGCCCUCCAUCAUUCUUAAAUGGAAGAAGUUUGGAAUCACCAAGACUCUUCCUAGAGUUGGCCGCCCAGCCAAACUGAGCACUCAGGGGAGAAGGGCCUUGGUCAGGGAUGUGACCAAGAACAUGAUGGUCACUCUGACAGAGCUCCAGAGUUCCUCUGUGGAGAUGGGAGAACCUUCCAGAAGGACAACCAUCUCUGCAGCAACUCCCCCAAUCAGGCCUUUAUGGUAGAGUGGCCAGACGGAAGCCACUCCUCAGUAAAAGGCACAUGACAGCCCGCUUGGGAGUUUGCCAAAACGCACCUAAAGGACUCUCAGAUCAUGAGAAACAAGAUUCUCUGGUCUGAUGAAACCAAGAUUGAAGUCGUUGGCCUGAAUGCCAAGCGUCACAUCUGGAGGUGAAGCAUGUUGGUGGCAGCAUCAUGCUGUGGGGAUGUUUUUCAACGUCAGGGACUUGGAGACUAGUCAGGAAGGAGGCAGUAAUGUAACAAAAUGUGUAAAAAGUCAAGGGGGUCUGAAUACUUUCCGAAUGCACUGUAAAUAUACAGUUUAUAGAGGUUUUAUACAAAUGUUCUGUAUAAAUAGCCUCUAAAAUAUAUGUUAACAGACCAUAAAUCUACAUGUUUGUUUUCGUGGAAAGCUAUUAUAUGAUACAGUAUCAGUACCUGUUGCAUUUACAACUUGUAUAAGUCCUAUCAUCAACUGAUUUCAGCCAGUGUAUGGCUGUGGAUUGACUGCAUUGUUGGAAUGGAAUGUUGGCAUAUUGGCAGUUAAUUUGAAAAAUCAUUCCUCUAAAACUGACUGGCUAGCUAAUAAAAAUAAAGUGCAGAUAAAUGCAUUAUUUUACAUAAUAUCUUAUCACAGCAGUAGCAAACCAUGGUUGACCAACUCCCUGACCUUUAUACCGUCAUAAGAAGGUUCAUGUCCAUUCUAGUAUUCUAAUUCCUAAUUCUAUGCUCUAACCAUUAGACUGCCACUGGUGUGUUCUAUUCAGGUUCUAAAAGUAGCAGUAACAAACAGCAGCUUCAGCUCCCCAACACCAAGCUGCUGAUUAAAACGACUGAACAAAGAGACAACUCCAGAUUCAGCUCUCACUGAAGAACCCUCAGAUCCUUCUGGCUGAGGAUGAAGAACCGUUACCGGUAUGUGAGAGUUUAUAUCAGAUAAAUUUCACAUGUAUUGCUCCUUUUGUUUAUCUACAUUCUGUAAUGAGCAUGGAGAGUAUACCAUAAGAUUAUGAUUCACGAUCUAAUAGUUUUGAUUUUGUAGCUAGUUGUUUGUAGCUAGUUGUUUGUAGCUACAAACUUUUGAUUGUUCUUUCUGUAAAGAAAACACAAAUUGUAUGACAAACUUGACAAAGAUGUUUUUUCCUCACCACAGUUUCAACUGGUCAUUUCAUGUCAAUGUCAAAUAUUUUUACAUUACAAUUAACACAGCUCGUGCUACUUGCUGUAACACAUGGGAUGCUGUAGAAGUUUUUAAAUAAAGAACAAGAGAGUAUUCAAUGGCUAUAAUGUAAAUAAAAAAGCUUCAUCCUCAGGCAGAGAGAGAAUGGUUCUUUUCUAAUAAUUUAAUAUGAACUUUGAGAGAGAUCCCUGAAGGAAGGGGGUCAUGUUAUUUGAAGAGUUAUCAUGCUUUGGAGUAGUAAAUUCAUGUUUUUUUUACAUCCCAAAAAAUAAAAAAUAUCAAAUUAAUUUCUCAGAGAGAGACAUACACACAUAUAUAUAUAUAUUCACACAUUGUUGAUUAAUAACUGUUAGCCAAAACAUACCCACUAUGAAGAAGAAAAUAGAGCAAGAUCAGUUAAAUGUAUAGCUGAAAGCAUGCACUAGGUAUGGUGGUAUUACAAGUAGUAACAAAAUAGUAUUAUUGCCUCCUAGUGUUCAAUCGAAAUACUGGUCCUUCACUGUGCUUAAAGACUCAGAAUCUGGAGUUCCUUCCCUGCACAUACACAUUUCCUGAGGACCUUGUCACUUCAUUGUCAAGGAAGACAUUUUCAACGGUUUUCAGAUUACUCCUUUAUGACAAUCAUUAUAACAGAUACUACAAGUCCAGUCACUUUAUCUACUGGGAUAGAUGUAGGUCUACCGUCUCGCUUCUCCUGAAGAGCAGCAAUCUACGAUCCCAGCUGGUACUACCAAAACACUGCAUCAGUGCCAUCCCACAGUGUUUCUCUAAGUGUUCCCUGGCUUGUUCUGCCACAUCUCCUCUGAUCUUUAACUCCUUGAAGUGGUCAAAGUCAGACCGCCCUAGCUUCCUCAGCCUCCUGGCAGCCGAGCGGUAGCACUUCCAGGGCUGGGCCUCCAGGAGAAGGUGUUGGCUGACGGAUGCCAGCCGGGAGAGGAGCCCCAGCAGGGCAGCGUCUCCAUGGUUCAGGUGGACCCACAUGGUAACAGCCAGGCACAGGGAGAGGUGGAAGCGGAAGCAGCCAUGUUGUCUCAG
Messenger RNA from Coregonus sp. 'balchen', 9998 nucleotides. The record is from the annotation of a GenBank genome assembly. Lineage: Eukaryota; Metazoa; Chordata; Actinopteri; Salmoniformes; Salmonidae.